This is a messenger RNA of Drosophila subpulchrella, 7989 nucleotides long. Its product is annotated as cyclic nucleotide-gated cation channel beta-1. Gene Ontology annotation, molecular function: intracellularly cAMP-activated cation channel activity; intracellularly cGMP-activated cation channel activity; protein-containing complex binding. Gene Ontology annotation, cellular component: intracellular cyclic nucleotide activated cation channel complex; plasma membrane. NCBI's taxonomy places the organism in Eukaryota, Metazoa, Arthropoda, Insecta, Diptera, Drosophilidae. The record is from RefSeq and is a predicted model, not a curated record. The coding region runs from base 1433 to 5173 and encodes 1246 amino acids. The transcript is spliced from 12 exons. Gene Ontology annotation, biological process: monoatomic cation transmembrane transport.
UGAGCUUGUGCGGUCCUGUGAACACAACGCGGCGGUAUAACGGUAUUACGGUACAGCGGUUUGAAACGGUACAUAACGGUACAGCGGGUGAAAGCUGGGCGCUAGGUGCCCAAUGUAGGGGAAAAUUGCAUGUGCCAUUAAUGUGAAUUUGUGCGAGGAUUAGCCCGCUGGACUUUCACCUCCUCCAGUUAGCCGGCCAGCUGCCUUUUGCGGGGCGAUUAAAUAUCUCUGAUUUUCUGGCCACGUGUUAUGCGGUCUUAACUUCUUUUUAUUUUAAUUUUUGGAAAUCAACAUUUAUUAUGCAAAUUAUCACCAACAACAAAGACUUGAGCAUCCAGCAUCCAAUCUCCAAAAAAACUUAAAAAAAGAAAAGAAAACUCUUCAACUGGAAGCGCUUUUUGGCAAUUCUUCUAGGUUUUUUUUUUAUAUUUGGUUGCUGCUCCUGCUGCUGCACACAGACAAUGACACAAAUUUGUCAUCACACACAGACAAGCGCACGCACUGAGAGCGUAGAGCAAAGGCAACGGGAAAAAGAUAAAUAAGCCAGGGAGCGGGGAGUGCGAGUGGGAGAGGAAGAAGAAGCUGGGGAGCGAAGAGUAGUACUCCGUCUCACUCGGGCACUUGACUGAACAUUAAACUCUCUAGUUUUUUGCCAAGAUGGAGAUUUUGGACCGUUAUCCUUGCCGGCAGCCGCAUAUCGUCGGCAUCUACAUCCGCCUCCUCCUUCCCAUUCAGCUGUAAAAUCCGCAUUCGCAUCCCACAUCCGCCAUCCGCCAUUCGCAAUUUUUGACAGCUGUCAGCGUGAGCGUACGUGUGUGUGCGUGUGUGCUGGCACAGUUAUUUCCACUUGGCGGCAAGGUCAGCGCGACAUGCAAAUUGAAAAGCGCCGCACGGGCAAAAACAAAGGCCAAAGGAUGCCCAGCAACAACAGCAGGAGAAACAACAACAACGACAUCAUCUAUGGUAGAAAGGAGAAAAACAAAAACAACAGCAACAACAUCAACUAACGAAAAUGUUUGAGAAAUAUGUCGCCACAUAUGUGCGCGCGUGUGAGCAAGUGAAAUUAAAAUUCCCGCAUGCCUAAUGAAUUCGCCCGCUCGUUCGCCAUCCCUCUCCCACGACCGUUAUGCGUGUGUGUGUACCAGUGUGUGUGCGUGUGUGUCGCUGACUUCGGAAUGACAACAAAAGCAACAACACUAGCAGCUACAACUAAAACAAUGGCUUGCUAAGCUGUCUUAGAAAAAAGUAUAAAACGGAGAGUCAAAGAGAUAGAGAGAGAGAGAGAACGAAAGAGAGAGAGAGAGAGGUGGAGAAAGAACGAAAGCAAAAGUGAAACUUGCAGCGAAGAAAGGAUCAGAUUCGGGAUCAGGAGUAGGAGGAGGUGGAGGAGCUGUGAGCAGGGAUCGGCGGCCAAGCAACGACAAUCGGGGGCAUGUCCACAGCCAAAAGGCUGGUGCUCUCGCUACGUGGACGCAAGAAUUCGCAGGGCAACUCGGCGACCUCAUCCACCCGCCUGGUAUCCGCCGGCACCUCGCCCGGCCAUGAGCUGGAUGAAAUAGCCGUGGUCUCGGGAACCGGAUCCAGCAGUCACCACUUCUCCUAUGGCGGCUGCCUCGCCACCGGCGAUGCGCCUCUGCCGCGCUACUCAACAGCUGCCACGCCCAGUUUGAGGCGGUCGACGGCCAUAGAUGGCGAUGCAGAUGGCAAUGACAACGAAAACCAUGUCGAUGGUUAUGGCGAUGCCAACGAUGACGAUGACGACGUUGAUGACGACGAUGAUGAUGAUGAUGAUGAUGAACGAUGGCUAAGGACGCCGGCUCAGAAGGCUCAGAAGGCUCAGACUCAGGCUCAUGCCGCUCACAAUGACAGGCUGCAGACCAAAACAACUGUCGCAAUACGUCAAAACAACGGCUGCAACAAUAGCAGCAGCAGCAACUAUAGGACAACAGCAACAUCUCAGUCAAACAUUGGCCAAGAAUUAGCGCCAAGGGCCAGCUUUCCGGAGAUAAUGCAGCCACGCCUCUCGCUCAAUGGGCUGCUCAACCCCUCGCUGAUGCCCUCGCCCCGCCCCCUCUAUCGGGAUCACAGCUCGAGGUCAAUCAACCCGCUGACCGCCUAUGAGCAGCAAAUGGCCGAGCUGGAUGGCAGCUUCUAUGCGAGCAAUGCCGGAUAUUUGGGCGCCGGAAUGGGCGGAAGUGCGGGCGGUGGAACCACCUGUACCAAUCUCACGGUGGGCGGUGGUUCGAGUGGUAUUUCAGCGGGUGCAAGUGCAAAGGCAGGUGGUGGUGGUGGACCCUCGCAAGUGGGUGGCACUGGCGGUGGUGGUGCCGGUGGUGCUGGUGGUGCCGCCAUUCACACAACCGAACUCUCGAUCACACCCACAAUGGCCGGCGACGAGCAGUUCAUCGAUCUGGGGAGUCUGCGGCGGUUCUCGAUCGAUCGCCAGAGCUUUCUCGAUCUAGGACCAAAGUUUGGCAUGACCCAGCCUAAAUUCGGGCAGAGUGUCUCGCAACAAGGUUUCUUCACUUCGCACGACAGCCUGGCCACACCAUGCGCCUCCAGGGCCUCCAACUCGCACAUGGCCACUGUAAGCACUGCCUCAGAAAUGGAUCUUCUGCACAACAAGCAACGCAACAAGUCGCGGGGUCGCCUGAAAGCGGCUGCCAGCGGCGACCAGCCGCUCCUGGGCACCUGGAACCGAUCCACGGGCCGCGGCUCGCAGGAUAACACACUGGCCGGCGGCGGCGCCACCAGUUUGGCCAUGGGCGGCCACAACCAGUACGGUGGCAACUACUGCAACGGCACAGAUCGCUACCCGCGCUCCCGAUCGCAGCAGCAGGGGCACCACAAUGCCGCCCAGCAGGCGCACCACCCCUACCAGCUGCAGCACUCGGCCUCCACGGUGUCGCACCACCCGCACGCACAUGGUCCACCCUCGCAGGGUGGCCCGGGGGGGCCAGGACCACCCCACGGCGGCCAUCCGCAUCACCCGCACCACGGUGGCGCCGGUAGCGGGGGCGGUAGUGGGCCAGGAUCCCACGGCGGACCGCCGCACCACCAGAAGCCACGGCGAACGGCCUCGCAGCGGAUCCGAGCGGCGACGGCGGCCAGGAAGCUGCACUUCGUCUUCGAUCCGGCGGGGCGACUGUGCUACUACUGGUCCAUGGUGGUCUCCAUGGCCUUCCUGUACAACUUCUGGGUGAUAAUCUACCGCUUCGCCUUCCAGGAGAUCAAUCGGCGCACGAUCGCCAUCUGGUUCUGCCUGGACUACCUGUCCGACUUCCUGUAUCUGAUCGACAUACUGUUCCACUUUCGCACCGGAUACCUGGAGGAUGGGGUGCUGCAGACGGACGCCCUGAAGCUCCGCACCCACUACAUGAACUCGACGAUCUUCUACAUCGACUGCCUGUGCCUGCUGCCGCUGGACUUCCUCUACCUGUCCAUUGGCUUCAACUCGAUCCUGCGCAGCUUCCGGCUGGUGAAGAUCUACCGGUUCUGGGCCUUCAUGGAUCGCACCGAGCGGCACACCAACUACCCGAAUCUGUUCCGAAGCACGGCCCUCAUCCACUACCUGCUUGUGAUAUUCCAUUGGAACGGUUGUCUCUACCACAUCAUCCACAAGAACAAUGGGUUCGGAUCGCGCAACUGGGUGUACCAUGACUCGGAGUCGGCGGAUGUGGUCAAGCAGUAUCUGCAGAGCUACUACUGGUGCACCCUGGCGCUGACCACCAUCGGGGAUCUGCCCAAGCCGCGCUCCAAGGGGGAGUACGUCUUCGUGAUCCUGCAGCUGCUCUUCGGCCUGAUGCUCUUUGCCACGGUCCUCGGUCACGUGGCCAACAUAGUGACGUCAGUGAGUGCAGCACGAAAGGAAUUUCAAGCCAAGCUGGAUGGCGUGAAGACGUACAUGCGGAUGCGACGUGUGCCGAAUCAUCUGCAGGUGAAGGUCAUCAAAUGGUUCGAUUACCUGUGGCUUACGCAAAAAUGCUCGGACGAGGAGCGCGCCGUGUCCUGUCUUCCUGAUAAAUUAAAGGCUGAAAUAGCAAUUAACGUCCAUUUAGAUACACUUAAGCGGGUGGAGAUAUUCCAAAACACCGAGGCCGGUUUCCUAUGCGAACUGGUACUACGCCUGAGGCCCGUGCUCUUCUCGCCCGGCGACUAUAUCUGCAGAAAGGGCGAGGUGGGCAAGGAGAUGUACAUUGUGAAUCGAGGACGAUUGCAGGUGGUGGCCGACAACGGAAAGACGGUGAUGGCCUCCCUGAAGGCCGGUUCCUAUUUUGGCGAGAUUAGUAUACUCAAUAUGGGCACCGCAGGCAACCGACGCACAGCCAGCGUUCGCUCGGUGGGCUACAGCGACCUCUUCGUCCUGAGCAAGAAGGACAUGUGGGACGUGCUGAAGGAGUAUCCGGCGGCGCGUGUUCGUCUGGAGUCGAUAGCCGUCAAGCGGCUGGAGAAGUACAAGAAGGCCCCACUGGAGAAAGUCAAAUACUUUAAUGUAGUUGCCAUGGGCCGCUGUCAAUCGACGCCCGGCUUGGUGGAGAGCUGUGGGCGGACAUCUCUGGAGGAGAUGUGGUUGCCACCGGCGACGGCCACCGCGUCCUCGCUGAUGCACCACCACCAGGUGCUACAGCAGCAGCCACAUCAGGCAGCGAUUCAGCAGCAACACCUGCCACACCGCCAGGAGUCAACGCAAACCACCUCCCAGACGCACGGCUACAGUCCCCGCAGCUAUGCCGAUCGCUUGGUUCGGGCCACCGACUCGCCCAGAUCGGUUAACCCCAGUGCCCAUGGAUCCGAGGAACGACCACGUAGUCGGACGACUUCGCACCACUCGAUAAGACCCCAAUCUCAACCCAGCCACACGGGUCACAUUUGCGAUUCCAGUUCGCAGUUGGAGUGCUAUGGGGCGGGUGUGGGUGGAGCUGGAGGUGGAACCACGCCCCUUCUGGGCUCCCACGAGGUUCUCGAGGACGAGAUCAAGAGGCUGAGGGAACGACUGCAUACGGUGGAAUCGGAGAAUCAGGCACUGAACACAAAGCUCUCGCAGCAGCAGUGGGAUCUGGAGAAUAGACUGGCCGAGAUCGAGAUGCAAAUCUGCGGAGUGUCGUCCACAUCCAGCGUGGAUCCCGAGAACGAGACGGAGGAGCUGGAACGGAACAGAGAGAGUAUCAUAUAACACGGGAGCGUGCUGCCCCAUCAGGCGAUCGGUAUGGUGUACAUAUCAUGUUCCUCAUGACUCCACGAUCAUCAUUGAUCAUCCGCCAAACUGAGUGCAUCCGGCGAUCUGGCGAUCGGGCGAUUUGGAUCAUUAAACCGCAUCAUAUCGCAUAUAUCUCUCGCCUCCCCAAUCUCCCACUCUCUAUCUGUCUCGUAUUUGUGUUUCUCCCUCUCUCUCUCUCUCACUCACUCACUGUGUUUUGUAUUUGUGUGUGUAUGUGUGUUAUGCAUGCAAUCCAAAUUGCCUUACUAACGAAAAAAUAAAAAAAAAUAAAAUAAAAAAUAAAAACAUACCAGGAGCAGCAGCAGCUAUACGGCAGCAGGAGGAUCGGAAGAAUCAGGAGACGGAGGAUCAGGGGCGCCCACUCGAGAGUGAAACGGGGACUCAGACCUGUGCCAAGUACUUCUCGCUUUAGAGAAGCCCGAACAGAGAGAGAGAUAGAGAUGGGAGGACUGGGCGCCAGAUAGCCCCCAAGAUGUUCAAUUAAUAUCUCUUAUGAUCCCGUGACACCAUAAGUAAAAUAAAACCCAAAAUGGCACUGCCAAGGAAUAUUGUCUGUACAUAGAAAUGGAAGAAAUUCAGAUCAAAAUAUACGCAAAACGAUUGUAAUUGGUUAAGUUAUGCACAGCGGGUCGGAGAAGCUUUAAUAGAUAAUCCGAGAGAACUUUUUCCAGAAGCCCUAGACAACUUGUUACCCAAACACUUACACUUUUUCCAUACUAAGCUCAGAAAUAGAUUGAGAUUUACAUAGAUAUCAUUAGGCCUAGACGCUCUUCGCUCCUUUUAAUGGUUACUAAACCAAACCGAAACGGGUAUUCGAAUUCCCAUUGUAAAUACUUUCGCUCUAGGAACUCAAUUAGCAUUAUGGUCAAUGACAUAAGUAUGGAUCAUCCGAAAAAAUAACUAAAUGAUUACUUUAACUCAUGAGUGUAACAAAUGAAUCGUAUCUAUUGUAAUAUUUGCUAAUUGUAAUUCAAAAAAAUAAAAUUUACUAGAUGUGUAUAUGGGAAACGAUUUACUUUACAACUGAAAAUAAUGCAUAAACAAUUUAUGGACAACUAAGUGAAUAUUUGCAAAAUAUUUGUACUAUUGGAAAAGAACUGCCAGAGCAUACACCACACACUCGAAAAACUAUAUUAAUAAUAAUAAUAAACAUAAAAGAAAACUCGAAGAAAACGCUAAAAGACAUUAAACUAUUAAUAAAACCAAUAUUAAUGAGUAGAUAUGUCAAAAAGAAAACACUUUUAAUGCAAUAUUAUAUUGUACUACUGUCGUAUAUAGUAUCUACAUUAUACAUGAUCUGCAUUAUACUUGAUAUGGUAAAAAUUUAAAGGUCUAAAUGUAUUUAACUUUAGUUAGUUGCCCCAAAAGCCAAAACCAAUGCUGAAGAUUGUAGUUGAGAUAAAAACUAAAUAUUAAUUUAGGCAAGAGGGUUCUGUAGCAGAACGCAGAACGCAGUUCACGAAUCCCCAUAAUAUGGGGGCUGCGAUAAAGAAGAAACAAGUAAUUUAGCUGUAAUUCUAGUUAUACCUAGUUAUACCAUUAGAUGUGUACCAGAGAAGACCAAAAAAGAUCGAGUCUCGAUCGAUUAAGAAAAUUGUUCAGUGUCAACUCCCAAAAUAUUAAAAAACCACAAACUGAGUUGAUAAGGAAAUCUAAUAAUUAUAUAGCUAACUCGAAUAAGAACCUAAACUUUUCAGUAUGAGCCAGGAUACGUUUGAGUAUCUGCCGAGAAAACGGAAUCUGGAACGAAACUCAUUUCAUGCCAACAAUAUAAAGGCCAAAAACUUAAGCUCGAAUUUUGUUAGGAUUUUUCUUAGAUUUUUAUCAACGAGGUAAACCUAUUUUCCUUUUUCUAGAAAACAAAUAGAAGGAAAUUCUUUUUCGUAUUUUUCAACCUAAUUACUUUUUGGAAUAUCAUAUAAUGGAUUAAAAAUUAAUUAAUAAUUACAAUAAACAUUAAAUGGGGUUUCAUCUAAGACAAAGCUUAUACCGAACAAGAAAAGUGUUAAACGGAAACUUGUAAAAGUUUAUCGGAGUUUUUGAUUCCUUAGUUAGCCAAUUAUUGCCAAAGUUAAAGUUGAAUAAUACAAGUAUAACUAAAUUAAACUACAUUUUUAUGGCUUAUUAGCACGCUUAUCGCAGGGCAGAGGCUCUGUUCCUUGUUAGAAUUAUUCCUUCUGAUUUCUUCAAUGUUUUCCGUUAGAGCGCGUAUAGACAUAUAUCUAUUUGUUAUUGAACGUAAAAUACAAGGAACUACAUCGAUUCGGUUGUGUUGUUGACGCCAGGAGAGGGUAAAGUAGGUGGCGAGUUUGAAUGGCUUACAUAAUGAUAAUUUUUUAAAUUAUUUGAUGCAUUGAUAUCUAUGAAACAAGGAAAAGAAAACAAAACAAGAACGUUUAAAGCUUUAUUUUUACUAUAAAUUAAUUAAUUAAUUUAUAAGAACUAAACGGUAAAUUAAUUCAGCAUUGACUUCAUAGCCAAAAAAAACACAGAGACACACCAAAGUUCUCAGAUCAACGGGCAGGAAAAGGAAUUUUUAAAAACGGUCACUAUAUAAAUCAGAUCAGAUCAGAAAAUGCCCCGAUUUGCAGCAGGUAAAUCGAGCUUAUCGUGCGAGAGUUUCAAAGCCGUUUACAUUGCUGAACCACUCUGAAAUCUGAAAAGGGUAAAAUGAAAAACCAAAACAAAUGGAAUUAUAAAGUAAAACGACAAACAAAAACCAGAAAGAAAAACUGAAAUACAAAUAAAAUCAAAACAAAACACAAAAAGAA